AUGGAGGGCUCAUCAUCAGACUACAGUGAUGAAGAAGUGGGGGUCUUGGCUCGGGGUCAGAAAUUAUGGGUUCGUGGAGUCAAAUCUCAUACGACCUGCGCAGACAUCGUUCGUGCUUUGCAGGAUGCCCCUGAAGCGGAAGGGGCUGUCAGCGAACACGGUGAUUGGGUGCUGGCAGAACGGUGGCGAGGAGUGGAGCGACCUUUACCUCCCGACGUACCUGUCCUUCAUGUCUUAGCAGCUUGGGGAGAUGCGAGGCACGAGGUUAAAUUAGCACUUAGACGUGUUUCGAGCUGUGGAGAAGACGAUUCUGGUCGAGACAGUGACGGAGGCAGCCGUGGGGGUGCUCGAAGACGUAGACGGAGAAACAUGAGGACAGCCACGCCGCCCCCAAGAGCCAGGAGCGAGGAUCCUGCAGCUAGACUGGUGUCAGUUAUACAACACCAGAGUAGAACGAUACAUCAACAGCUCGAUAAAUUAAGGGAACAAGAGAAGCUAAUCGACCAGUUGGAAGAUCAAACCCACAAAAACCGCAUGGAGAAACACGGUACCAACUACCUUCUCGAAUCGUACCUUCGAGACCUCGGCCGAUGCAGUGAAGUCAAUGAUAGUCAGGCCGGGAACAGUGACAGUGGAGUGGGCGUGGGCAGCGGCACCCCACCGAGGCGACACACAAAACAUAAAUCUAGAAGAGAAAGACACCUUAUGAGAGAGCAUUACUUUACAAAAGAACUGACAGACAUUUGCCAAGUCAACUCAGAUAGACUAAUGCAGACACAAAACGAUACAGACUCUGAAGCAUCUGCUGAUGAACUUUCUAGGAUACGUGACGAAGUUGAAAUGUUGGAGAAACUGGCUAUCAUUAAUAAAAGACUACAUCGCGAAGAAGAACUUGUAGUGAGACUAACAGCUAAAGUCAAAAGAUACAUGGAUGAGAACAAAGCGAACAGUUGUGAAAAUGUUUCCCAAGUUCGAAUGCUGUUGGACAAAAUUGAGCAAGAAUUAAUGAAAACCACAAAAGAAAUGCAAGAAAACACUAUAGAAAUGGCGAAAGCUGAUACAGAAAUAGAAAAUAGGAUGAAAUUACUUGACGAACUUACACUACAAUUGGAGGAGGAAGAACUCCAGAAUGCAGUUUUGGAGAGACAAUUAAAUGAAGCUUCAAGUCGCCAACCAAUACUACUGCAGGAUAGUUACGUACCUGUUUUAGAUCAAACAAAUUUAAAUCAAACGUUUAAUUUUGGUGGUACAGGUUAUCCCCUAGACACACUCGUAUGA
Molecule: messenger RNA, 1278 nt
Organism: Arctia plantaginis
Lineage: Eukaryota; Metazoa; Arthropoda; Insecta; Lepidoptera; Erebidae
Source: the annotation of a GenBank genome assembly